AAUGGCGGACGAAGAUGAAAAUAUGAUAAAAUGUGGUAAAGUUGGCAGAUCUCUUAAAGAGUGUCGUUUUUUUCAAUCUCCUUUUGUAGAGAUAAGUGAUAAUGCGUAUAGUAUGUUGGUGGCAAAGUAUGGAACGCAUGUGGUUUGUUUACCAGCGGUGAAUUCUUCGGGAAUCGAUGAAAUUUGGUUGAGAAGAUGGCAAGUAGUUGGAGGGAAUUGCAUUGUUCAAGUAGUUAUUGAURAUGAAGAAUCUGUUCUUAAAGCUGCAGGGGUCAUCCAAGAGCAUUUCUCUUCUACUGUGUCCGCUAUUGACAUUAUUUUACCCCAAGCAGACAAUUCCAACUUAGAUGAUCAAAUGUAUCAACGUCUUCUUAAGAGCAUCAAAACUCUGCACACCAAAUUCUCUUGCCCUAUUGCUUGCAAACUCAUGAUAAGCCAUAAUGACAUUGACAAGACGAUCAGGAUGGCUGAACAGCUGCACCAUGCUGGCUGUAAGGUUAUACUCCUUCAUGGCCGUAUCCAUGGUGAUCACAAACCUUCCGUCCUCAAAAAGAUACACUGGGGCUUGAUUAAGGAAAUCAGAGAUUCAGUAUCAAAAGAAACAGUUGUAGUUCUUGAGAUUGGAUGUCAGUCUGUACAUGAGGUUGAGCGGUGUCUGGCCUUCACAGGUGUUGAUGGGCUUGCUGUGGCAGAACCUCUGUUGUGGAACCCUUCCUUUUUCUUGGAAAAGCGACCCUCAGCUGUGCAAAUGAUGAAAGAUUAUACUGACCUGUGUAUGAAGUGUGCCACACAGUUGGACAUAGCCAAAGAAACCAUCUUGAAAUUCUCUGGAUACAUUCUCAACAGAUUUUCUGGAAUGAAAGACAGGCUUGUCUCUGCCACAACUUACGAGGAGCUUGAUGAAAUCGUAGUAUCUUUAGAUGAGGAGCUGGGGAAAUUAUCGAAAAAGCAAGUGAAGUCUCUAGAAAAGUUACAACAGAGAAAGGAACGCUACAGAAUGAAAAAGAUAAGGAGAAGAGAAGAAACAAUGGGAUUAACUUCUAACAGUGGUGAAUCAGAUGAUAUUUUAUCCGAGGAUCGCUUGACCAAAAAAGAAACGAAGCAAGCCAGGAAAGAGAAAGUGACGACAGCCUUGUUGUCUGGACAACGAGUAGCUAUCGACCUGAGCCUAGAGGAACACAUGACAGACAAAGAAAUUACUAAAGUAGCUGGACAAAUAAGACGACUAUAUGGGUCUAACCUCAAAUCACCUCAACCUUUCCAUGUUUACUUGACUGGGAUGGACAGAAACGGUAGAAUAUACAAAGAAUGUACAAGACAAAACGAAGGCUUUGAGAAAUACUUGAUUGAUAUAACAGAGAGAAAAGUACCAGACAUAUUCGAGUCAGAGAGUAUCGUGUACCUCAGUCCAGACUCUCCAAACAUUCUAGGUGAAUUAGAUGAACACAAAGUCUACGUUAUUGGAGGACUGGUUGAUCACCAAGUCAUCAAGUAUUUGAUAUACUUCUCAAGUUCCAUGAAACCAAAGACUGGGUUCAAGCCCUUGGUUCUGGUGUACCAAAAAGAAAAGGUUUUAUACUUAAACAAUCGAGAGAAAUCUCAAAGCCAAAUCUGGUUUCAUAGGCUUCAAAAUUAAUCCCCAAAAUUCCAAACUUUAAGGGCCAAGGUUAAAAUUUGGUCCUGUAAGAUAACAGUUGUCCCUAAAAGCUUGUGGAUGUGAAGUAUCUCAUCACUCUAAGGCCUUGCUUUCACUGCAACACUGCCAAAAGGGCUUCUUCUCGGGACCCGAUUUUAUCGAUUUAGAAGGUUGGUACUGGUAAAUGCCCCCUCCCUUCCCCCAGAGACCUGCUGAAAUGCUCGAUACUGUGUCUGUGUGACUAUUUCUAUAGAACCCUUGCAGCACAUCGAAAUACAGCUCAAUUUAUAGGACAUAUUAUAAAUAAAUUUUCAAUUCUCUUGAGAUUGACAGAAAUUCUUUUGUUUUGUUGUCCAAAUUGAGCUGCUUUGACGUUACGUGCAAGGGGUCUGUCUAUAUAGUGAAAUUCUUUUGUUUUCUCUUCCAAAUUGAGUUGCUUUGAAGUCACAUGCAAGGGGUCCAUACACAAAUACGUUGUUUAGUAUACAAAAACAGCAGUAUGUUUAUUUCUUUGAUUUGACGUUUUUACUUUGGAGAUACUUGAGAACAAAAUCCAGACAAAAUUUUACUUCCAAAGGUGGUGGGUACCGGGUAUUAAAAACCCAUCCCCCGUAAAUUUGGUCCUGUAAAAUGACAGUUUUUUCAGUUGACCUUGCAUCUAAAGGUUUGAAGAUGUGAAGUCUAAAAGCAAAGAACACUGCAAUUAAUUGCUUUAACUGCAACACAGCCAUAAGGACUUCUUCUCCGAACUCUAUUUUUAAAUCCAGAAACAAUGAAAUAAUCCAAGUGAUAUUUCAUAUAAAUUAUUUAUUUGAAAGUCUUUUAAACUGAUGAUUAGAAUACACAUAUUAUUACAAUUAUAU
Molecule: messenger RNA, 2499 nt
Organism: Actinia tenebrosa (Australian red waratah sea anemone)
Lineage: Eukaryota; Metazoa; Cnidaria; Anthozoa; Actiniaria; Actiniidae
Biological process (GO): tRNA N1-guanine methylation
Cellular component (GO): nucleoplasm; nucleus
Molecular function (GO): tRNA binding
Source: RefSeq, a predicted model, not a curated record